GCAAACAUUUAACUCAUUAAUUGGGGGUGUGUGUAUAUGUUCCGGUCUCAAAAACUGAAAUCUUUAACUUUCAAUAGGACGAGUUUGGAGCUCCCCCUAGGGCAUAUCUGUAAGCUGAUUCCAUGGACGAUCUGACAGCUUACUAUAAUCCUCCAAUUCACCACCCAUACUACCAACCUCCACCCCCUCCUCCACCGCCGGGGGCGGCUCAUCCACCUCCUCCUACUGUGGUGGCUCAGCCACUUCACCACCACCAGCAGUAUCAACCCCAAUUCAUCACCUAUGCUCCCCCGGUCUACCCCCAGUCCUCGCAGGACCAGCUCCGCACGCUCUUUGUUGCAGGGCUUCCCGAAGAUGUUAAGCCUCGAGAGAUUUACAAUCUCUUCCGCGAAUUUCCUGGAUACGAGUCCUCUCAUCUUCGGCCCCCUACCUCGUCUAAUAACCAGCCUUUUGCUUUUGCAACUUUUGUGGAUCAACAAUCAGCAGUCUUGGCAUUACAUGCUUUGAAUGGGAUGGUAUUUGACCUUGAAAAGGGCUCUACCUUAUAUAUUGAUCUUGCAAAAUCUAAUUCCAGAACGAAGCGCUUGAGAGCAGAUGAUGACAGACCUGGUUCAGAAAAGAAGCUAAAAGGAUCUGCUGCUUUUUCUAGGGACUCUAAUCCUGCAGGUGUUGGCAGCGUUCACGUGCCUGGAAUGAGUAAUUCUGCUUACAACACGAUUGGUUAUUCAUCCACACAAAGUUAUGGAAACACUGGUGCCGGAGCAGUGAAGGACACUACUGCAAAAUCGAACAAUCCUCCAUGCCCCACACUCUUUGUGGCUAAUCUGGGUCCAACCUGCUCUGAACAAGAGCUGAUCCAAGUAUUUUCAAGAUGUCGUGGAUUUAUAAAAUUGAAGAUGCAGAGCACCUAUGGAGCUCCUGUUUCAUUUGUUGACUUUCAGGAUACUGCCAGUUCAACUGAAGCACUAAAUCAUCUACAAGGCACAAUUCUCUACUCCUCACCAUCUGGUGAGGGGAUGCGGCUGGAGUAUGCAAAGUCACGGAUGGGAAUGCGAAGUAAGAAGUCAAGGUGAAUGAAAAAUAUAUUUAAGCUAAAGAAAAGAGUUGAGCUACUCUCCAUCAGCAAUUGGUCAAGAAGCCAUCACUCAUGACAUCCACUCUCUGAAAUGUUUGUACCUUUUUUCAUCAAUGUAAGACCUUAAUGCGAAUUCCGGGGAUUGAUGAGCUUACCGAUUUCAUUUGUAUUUUAAAUUUUCUUUUAUGUUGUUCUGCUGUUUCUCUUUCCUGUUAUGUUGUCAUAGAUGUUAAGGAGAAAACACGUGGGUCGAGUUUGGCUGACAAAUAAUGGAAUUGAGAAAACACAGUUAAAAAUG
Messenger RNA from Olea europaea var. sylvestris, 1373 nucleotides. RefSeq names its product cell wall integrity protein scw1. The record is from RefSeq and is a predicted model, not a curated record. Lineage: Eukaryota; Viridiplantae; Streptophyta; Magnoliopsida; Lamiales; Oleaceae. Bases 123 to 1073 code for a protein of 316 amino acids. Gene Ontology annotation, molecular function: mRNA binding. The transcript is spliced from 10 exons.